Vanrija pseudolonga is the source of this 3215-nucleotide messenger RNA. RefSeq names its product Mitogen-activated protein kinase SLT2/MPK1. The transcript is spliced from 6 exons. The record is from RefSeq and is a predicted model, not a curated record. Gene Ontology annotation, biological process: intracellular signal transduction; protein phosphorylation. Lineage: Eukaryota; Fungi; Basidiomycota; Tremellomycetes; Trichosporonales; Trichosporonaceae. Gene Ontology annotation, molecular function: ATP binding; MAP kinase activity. The coding region runs from base 380 to 2935 and encodes 851 amino acids. Gene Ontology annotation, cellular component: nucleus; cytoplasm.
CCACCACACCCGAUACAUUCCACCCAAAAGCUAAGUGCUCUUGGCUCGGAAACUAGUCUACACUGCACUACAACAACCAACACUCACUCGCUCGCCACUUCGAACGUCUCUUGUUGUUACAACAACAACGUUUGUGACUAGACACACACAGCACGCACGCACACGCACAGCCGCCAGUCGCCAGUCACCGUCCACACGACACACCACGGCCAAGCCACCAAGCACCCAACCGACCCGGCCCCUAUCCCAUAUCCCUUGCCUCCUUCCUUCCGCCCACUUCCAUCCACUCACCCCUCACCUCCAUCACACCCACAUCGCACCCGACAACAACAGCCAACACCAACCCCCUAGCAUCUCACACCCACCAGCACAGGCCACGAUGGCCCUCGUGCCACCCGCCCCCGCGAGCCCAUCGCGCCAUGCAUCCCUCCUCGCCGUAGACCGCCAGUCGCCGUCGCCACCCCUCUCUCCAGUCGCUGCAAAGCCGUUUAUUCCCCGCCGAGCGUCGGCCAUGCCACCACAGGCUGCCGCUGCUGCAGCUUCUGCGGCGGCGGUGGCGGCGGUGGACUCGUCGAACACGGGCACGACAGCGUCGUCCGCCUCGGUGCCCGCCACGACGGCCGGCCUGACAACAGCAACAACGGCGUCGAGCGUCGCUGUCCCCACCCCGCCCGAGGAGACCUCGGGAGAUACGGCAGCGGCCCCGUCGUCAACGUCUGUGCCCGACGCCAUUACCGACGUCGGGUCGUCGCUCGCCCCGUCGCGUGCCCGUACCCAGCCUAGCACAAUGGCCAGCAGCACUAGCAUCAACAACCUAGCGCUGACUGCGCCCGUGACUCAAGGCACGCCCCUCACUGGCGCGGGCAAGAUGGCCGCAGCGGCUGCGUCGCUCAAGCGCGGCGCUGGCAGUGAUGAGAUCCGAAGGGAGCUGCUGUUCAAUGACGAGGAGCACCCCCUAUCCGAUAAGGUGCUCGCUUCGAGAGGAUACCACACUCUGCAUACACUGCAGCAUCUGUUCCACGUGCCCGACCGCUGGCGCCUACUCAGACCACUCGGCCAGGGCGCCUACGGCCUCGUUGUCAGCGUGCAGGACUCUAUCAGUGGCGAGCCCGUGGCUGUAAAGUGCAUCACACGGGUGUUUGACAAGCCGAUCCUGGCGCGUCGUGCAUUGCGCGAGAUUACGCUGCUCAGGCACUUUGGCGAGCACGAAAAUCUGACCGGCCUGAUCGACCUCGACAAUGUCUGGGACGGUUACAAUGAAAUCUACCUUUACAUGGAACCUAUGGAGGCCGACUUGCACCAGAUUGUCCGCUCUGGCCAGCCUCUGUCCAACCUGCACAUUCAGUUCUUCCUCUACCAGCUGCUGCGUGGAAUGAAGUACAUUCACUCGGCAAACGUCAUUCAUCGCGACCUCAAGCCUGGUAACCUCCUUGUCAACUCGGACUGCGAGCUCAAGAUUUGUGACUUUGGCCUCGCCCGCGGAUUUGUGCCAAUACAAGGAGAGGCGGGCCAGAAUGACGAGCUCAAGUUGACAGAGUACGUUGCCACACGAUGGUACCGCGCACCAGAGAUCAUGCUCUCCAACCGCCGCUACACCACUGCCAUUGACGUCUGGUCUAUCGGCUGUAUCCUUGGCGAGCUCCUCGGCGGCAAGCCAAUGUUCAAGGGCAAGGACUACGUCGACCAGCUCAACCUCAUUCUCGCCGUUCUCGGCACUCCCGAUGACCCCACGCUCGACCGCAUCGCCAGCGAGAAGGCUGCCAACUAUGUGCGGUCGCUGCCAAAGAAGGAGCGUGUGCCGUUUGAGGACGUCCUGCCGGACGCAGAGCCGGACGCGGUCGACCUCCUGGGCAAGCUCCUCGCCUUUGACCCCGCCGAGCGUCUCGACGUCACCACUGCCCUUCAACACCCAUACGUUGCUGCGUACCACGACCCUGCCGAUGAGCCUGUCUGCGAGUUCCCAUUCGAAAAGUGGCAGCAGGUCGAGUCACUGCAGACGACCGAGGAGCUCCGGGAAGCCAUCACGCGCGAGAUUGCCGAGUACCGCGCCGAGGUCCGCGGCCUGGCCGAGCUCGAGGAGGGCUUUGUCGAGGACGAGUUUGAGGAGGAGCAGGAGGAGGAGGCACUCGACCACGGCGACGAGCUGGAAGAGGUCGUCGAGGAGCCAGAACAAGAGGAAAAGGAGGCGGCGGCAGUGCCAUCCGCUCUUAACACGGGCGUCACGGAGGAUGGUAACUCUACAUUCAUCGCCUCGCCCGUCGCAUCCGAAGAGCUUACCCUUUCUCCCGACCGCACCCGUACGGCUCUGGGUGCAGCAGCCAUGGCCGGCCGGUCGCCACGGCCGCGGCGUACAGCGCUUCCGCCGACAACACGGCGAUCUCGGGACACGAGCCCGAUUACCCGACGCUCGCGUGACACGAGUCCCUACACGCCUGUCACCGGCAUCUCCGAGGACUCGUUUGGGCACAGCGCUGGCCCACCCACUGGCGCGUCGACCAUGGGACGCACUGCGCGCCGCUCGUCGAGCCACUCGGUCACUCACCGCCGAUCCAUGUCGUUCCUUUUCGGCGGCGGCCUCGGCAUGACGGGCUUGUCCAUGACUGCGGCCUCUGGACCGAACGCCCCCGGGCCCAACAGCAACGCCAUUGGCACUGGCUCGAGCGGCGAGUACACUGCUGGAUCAGUGUCUGGCCGACGAAGCCGCGCUCCAUCCUCGUCUGCUGGUGGCGGUGAGAUGGGCUCUUUGCGACCACUCAUUCGCCGCUUGAGCACUGCCAACCUGACCGAGCUGCAUGCGACCGACGACGAGCCUCUGAUCACCAACUCGCCGAGCGACGGGCCAAUCACGCUGAAUGUGAAGGGACGUCGAGGAUCACGACGGGGGUCAAAGGGGUCUUCGCGGCGGUCGGUAUCGGGGGAGGGGUCGGUGGCAUAGCGUGUAGGCGCGUAGGCCAGCGACGUCGACGCGGGCAGGCGGCGAGUGGAAGACGCCCGCUCUCUCUCCUUAAAUCAAGCUACGUCGAUAGUCACCGUCAAUGACGCGCUACGUGGUUGACCCAGGACACUGGGUCGGCAGCGAGGCCGACGUUGCCGACGCCGCCGAGGCCACCCUGUGUGGCUUGGACACUGUCGUCAAAAUAGAGCACAGAGGAAUACAAUCAUCAUCAUAGUAGCCCAAUCUAUAGUCCAUUUCUGCAUUUGUCAUCAUGGCGUAG